AUGUGGUACGUGGAUAUUGAGACACAAAUACCCGAGAAUGGAGAAACUGAAGCCGAUUCAGAAGAAAACAAAACAGCCACAAAAAGGGAUAUUAACCCAGUGAGGUGGCUCAUUCGGAAGUGUAAUAUCGACCCAGAAGGGAGGUUCAUCCGAACUUGGGAUUUGAUAUUUCUCCUGUCUUGUCUGAUUGCAGUAUCAGUGGACCCUUUGUUCUUUUACCUUCCUGUGAUCAAUGAAGACAGAAAGUGCCUUACUGUAGAUAACAGAUUAAAGAUCACAGCUACUUGUCUGCGAUCGGUUCUGUACUUCAUCUCUCUUGCAGAUAUUAUUUUGCAAUUUAUUUGUCCUUUUACAAACGAGGAUGCUCCUGAUCAACAACAUGGACAAACAAAUUUAGUUAAAGAUGCUUGGCCAAUAGCAAAUAGGUACCUGUUUUCCCGGUACUUCCUAAUUGACAUUCUCGCUAUUCUUCCAGCUCCACAGGUAAGGGACACUUUUGGAUCUGCUAGAUGUGGGAAGUCAGACAUAUUGGAAAAUGUUCCUGGGCGCUGUUGCUCUCUUUCAGUAUUGGGUGCAUUUUGGUACUUUUCAUCCAUUCAACGACUGAUGGAUUGCUGGCACUUAGCCUGUAAACGUCAUAAGGGAUGCAACCCAAGUUCUUUGUUCUGUGAUCACGAUGAUGGAAAUCACAUAUUAAUAAAUGAAUGGUGCUCUACAAAACCACCGGAUUCAACCGCCUUUGACUUUGGAAUAUUCCGCGAAGCCCUUCAAUCUGUAACAGCGUCACCUUUUCUUCAAAAGUGCCUGUUCUGUUCAUGGUGGGGUGUUCGAAAUUUGAGUUCUCUUGGUCAAAACCUUCAGACAAGUCCUUAUGAAUGGGAAAACGUUUUUGCAAUUUUUAUUACAAUCUUCGGCUUGCUCCUGUUUUUGUACUUCAGUGGAAACAUGCAGAUGUAUAUGCAUUUGAAGAAAUAUAAGAAGUUGGAGAUCAGUUAUAUGGAUAAGGAUGAUAAAGCAAGGAUGAAAGCUAAAGAAAAGAAGGCAGAGGAAUGGAUCUCUAAAAACCAACUUCCUGAUCAUAUGAAGAAAGAGAUCAUGUCCUGUAUAAGACAAAAACUGGGAAAAAAGGAAGAUAUUGAUACUGUGAAUCCAUUCCUUCAUCUUCCCAAACAUCUUAGUGCUGAGAUUAGGCGCCAUCUUUGCUUGCCCCAGCUAAAGAAAGUGCCAAUGUUUCAAGAAAAAAGUGAAAAGCAAUUGCACUUAAUCUGCGACGAGCUCAAACAAGUGUACUGCAAUGAGGAUAGCUAUAUUGUUCGGCAGGGUGAACCCCUUGAUCGGAUGCUCUUCCUGACACAAGGAAUUGUGUGGAAAUUCAGAACCUUUAAUGGUGGGGAAACAGCUUUGAGGGAAACUGCUCUGGGCAUUGAAAAAGGUGACUUUAUUGGAGAACAACUUCUAACAUGGGGUUUUAAUGGCUCCUCCGCACCCAACCUAUCUAAGCUCCCAAUAUCUACAGAAACAAUCAAAACCCAUACCAAAGUUGAAGCCUUUGCUCUAUUGGCCAACGUCUUGAGGACUCUAGUUCCCAAGGUACAGGAAGAAGAUACUGUUAAAAGUGAAGCUGUCCAAGAAAACACUCCAGUUGAAGGUAAUCUUGAAAGUGCUGGAGAUGGAGACAAUGCUGGACAUCAUUCAAGAUAAGAACAACAGCAAAGUCUUAAUUACGUUUUUGUAUUUGAAUUCAGAGAUUGUAUUGAUCGAUAGCCAGUGUA
Molecule: messenger RNA, 1772 nt
Organism: Juglans microcarpa x Juglans regia
Lineage: Eukaryota; Viridiplantae; Streptophyta; Magnoliopsida; Fagales; Juglandaceae
Product: cyclic nucleotide-gated ion channel 1-like
Exons: 7
Coding region: 1-1701 (566 amino acids)
Source: RefSeq, a predicted model, not a curated record